Molecule: messenger RNA, 1715 nt
Organism: Phymastichus coffea
Lineage: Eukaryota; Metazoa; Arthropoda; Insecta; Hymenoptera; Eulophidae
Exons: 3
Coding region: 67-1458 (463 amino acids)
Source: RefSeq, a predicted model, not a curated record
AUAAAUAAUAAUUAGAAAAAUUUAUCGGUAUCAAUUGAUUAAAAUCCUUGAACGAGUAUUGUAAACAUGGAUACAGAUAGUAAUGGAAGCAUGGAUAUCUCACUCUGUAAAAGUCAUGAGAGUGUUGUGGGUGAUUAUGCACUUACAUCAGAUUCAACAAACGAUAUGCAUAAUUGUUAUAGUUCAGAAAAUGAUACCGACAGUAUCAUGAGGAGAUUGAGACAAUCUAACAGUGACACAUCAGACCGUUUAUCAUUUCAAAAUGUGUCAGAUACAUCACCUGUAAUCGGAAUCAGAAAUUCUAUUCAAAAUGAACAAUCAGAUCUUAAUGUGGAUGUUCAAUCAAAUUCAGAAUGCAGUAAUAGAUCUCAUGCAUAUUCACAUGUCAACAAUCACUACCUUAUAAAUGAAGAUGAAAAUAUUCCACAAAAUGUCGACCUUUUACCGAUUUUACAAGAUGUGCAGGAUUGUAUAUUGGAUACUAGCGACGAGGAAGACUUCAAUGACAUGGCACCUGAUGAUAAUGAAAUGGUUGAAGGUAGAUUUGCGAGAUUAGACGAAAUUAUAAAUAAUGAAGAGUAUAACGAGCCUCUAAACUUACUGAUAGGUAUUAGUCGAAUAGAAAUGAUAUUAACUGUCAUGAAAUAUUGUAACAAAUAUCAUGUACCAACUACAGGAAUAGUAGAUUUGUUUAAAAUGCUAAAUAUGUUUGUCCAUAAACAAGUUUUUCCAGAAAAUCGUUAUCAGCUCGACAAGCUAUUCAAUCCAGAAGAAGGUAGAGAGUAUCACGCUGUAUGUCCAACGUGUAAAGUGUACUUAGGAGUAUUUAAAAAGGGACUACGUACAAUGUUUUGCGAAGUGUGCGAUGAAAAUAUUAAUUUAAAAGAUCCUUCGUUUAGAGAUUAUUUUGUAAUGAUUGAUCCAGUUAGCGAAAUCCAAAAUCUUAUUGAAGCAAAUGAGGACUUCUACCUUGAUAUUAUAUCUCGUCGAAAUAAAGAAAGAAAUGUUUCUAUGACAGAUAUUUAUGAUGGCCAACGAUACAAACAAUUUCUAGCAUCGUUACCUGAGGACCGUAAAGAAAGUUAUGUGACCGCCACGUUUAAUAGCGAUGGGUCGCCUACUUUUAAAAGUUCUAAAUGUUCCGUUUGGCCAAUACAAAUUCUUAUCAAUGAACUUCCACAAAAUAUUCGAUGUCAAAAAACUAUUACUUGUGCGCUCUGGUUUGGACGGAAUAAGCCAAAUAUGACGUAUUUCCUACGUCCUUUUGUCGAUAAAAUGAAUGAACUUUCAGAAAAUGGAAUAUCAUGCAAACUAAAAAAUGGAACGAAAAAUUUACAUUUGUACGCAUUGUGCUGUUGCGUCGACGCUGUUGCUCGUGCACCUAUGCAGGGCAUUAUACAAUUUAAUGGCUACUUUGGGUGCAAUUGGUGUUUGCACCCAGGUGUGUGUUCGUCAUAAUACUGGAUAUUCUGUUAAGUACACAAUACUAGACGAACAUCCUGAAAAACGAACCGCAAAUACUACUUUUCAGCAUAUGCAAAGAGCAGUUGAAGCAAAUGCUCCUAUUUUUGGUGUAAAAAAUGCUACUCCUUUGUUGCUUAUGAAUGGCUUUGACAUAAUUGGUGGUUUUGUUCCAUGUCCAAUGCACUGCGUCGAUCUAGGAGUAGCUUAGCAAUUUUGCAACUAUUGGUUUGCCAUAUCUAAUGAACCUUAUU